Molecule: messenger RNA, 669 nt
Organism: Raphanus sativus (radish)
Lineage: Eukaryota; Viridiplantae; Streptophyta; Magnoliopsida; Brassicales; Brassicaceae
Product: 1,4-dihydroxy-2-naphthoyl-CoA thioesterase 1
Exons: 2
Coding region: 77-544 (155 amino acids)
Biological process (GO): phylloquinone biosynthetic process
Cellular component (GO): peroxisome
Molecular function (GO): 1,4-dihydroxy-2-naphthoyl-CoA thioesterase activity
Source: RefSeq, a predicted model, not a curated record
UUUGUCUCGAGCUCUGUUAUUAUCAAACUCCUAAAAGAAGACACUCACCUACCUAACCCCACCACAGAUCGCACAAAUGGAUUCUUCAUCGUCCAAAACCAAAACUUUAGCCCUUCCGCUUCACAUCUUAGGCUUCAAGAUCGAUGAACUAUCUACAACACGUGUUACCGGUCGUCUUCCCGUUUCUCAAAUCUGCUGUCAGCCUUUCAAAGUAUUACACGGUGGUGUAUCUGCUUUGAUCGCAGAGUCUUUAGCAAGUAUAGGAGCUUACAUGGCUACUGAUCUCAAAAGGAUCGCUGGAAUUCAACUCUCGAUCAACCACUUAAAGAGUGCCGAUCUUGGAGACACUGUGUUCGCCGAAGCAUCUCCUGUAAGCUCAGGCAAAACCAUUCAGGUUUGGGAAGUCAAGCUUUGGAAGUCAAGAAAAGAAUCGGAUAGCAAAACCUUAAUAUCUUCCUCUAGAGUAACACUCCUCUGUAAUCUUCCUACCCCUGGUCACGCCAAAAAUGCAUCGGACCCACUCAAAAUGAUCUCCAAAUUGUAGACUACAAACCUCUCUCUUUAUAUUUCUGAAUAUUGAUUCAUUGUAUUUUAUAUUUUGCUAAUGGCAUUUUUAAUUUUCACUUGUAUGGAUCUCUUAUUCUAAACAUUUACCCUUUUUGAUGAUGA